This is a messenger RNA of Sphaeramia orbicularis (orbiculate cardinalfish), 10062 nucleotides long. RefSeq names its product zinc finger protein 1035. Gene Ontology annotation, cellular component: nucleus. The coding region runs from base 725 to 9379 and encodes 2884 amino acids. NCBI's taxonomy places the organism in Eukaryota, Metazoa, Chordata, Actinopteri, Kurtiformes, Apogonidae. The transcript is spliced from 5 exons. The record is from RefSeq and is a predicted model, not a curated record. Gene Ontology annotation, biological process: regulation of transcription by RNA polymerase II. Gene Ontology annotation, molecular function: RNA polymerase II cis-regulatory region sequence-specific DNA binding; DNA-binding transcription activator activity, RNA polymerase II-specific.
CCCUCUGAGGACUUCAUUUGCUGAGAGCAGUGGCUGUUGGUGCCGGUAGUACCGCUUGUCUGCCACUGCACGCAGGGAGCAGCUGCAGCAGCAAGGAGCCAACCGAAGCCUGGUCGUCCGGAAGGACUCGUGCUGCCACCUCGUCAGGCGCCUGCGGUGUCAGCCAUAGAACAUGGAGGGGCGGGAUCUUUAGGAGUCCCCGCACCUUGUUAUUGGAUGGAACAGCACAGUUGUGUAACAUACGCAAAAUUUUGGCCAUUGUCUGAAAUUGCGCAAAUGAAGAAUGUGGACGAUCUAGCGCAAGUAAGCAGAGAACAACAAGCUUCGUAGUCCGACUCCAUGAUAAGAGACACGAGGUGUUACGGCUGAAAGACUCCCAGUCCAGAGGAAAAAGGGGAUCUCCUGGUGGUUAUUUCUUACGGAAGACACGGAAAAGACGACACUGGAACGAAAGCUGAAAUAUAAUGUCUUCGAAGUCUGGUUAACGGUAUUGUUACAACAUAGACAAUGUAGUUGGCUGAUAAACCGAAACGGAAUUCUGUCUGGAAGCACGGGAGGAGCACACUACACCUACGGUGGAAAAAAAUCGAUGACUUUCAACAUUGAAAAGUAACACGCAUUUUCAUACCAGAUGUAACCCAUAUGAUCCUGGAUUGCUCUAGUCCGUGUACAUCCAAAACCAGGAUUAGGCAACAGAAGGCCCACACUCCAAUCCCUCGAGAGAAUGGCUCAUGGAUGGAAUUCGUAUUACCAGAAUCUCUCACCUUUAUCAUCAGAUGCAACAAUUUUGAGUAGUACCCCAGAGUCAGAGGGAAGUCACUCCCAACAUACAGAGAACUGCAUUGCACUCAAUGACUUUUGUGGUACAGCAACUUCCCAUGAAGCCCCUGAAACAAAUGCAAACUAUAACUCCGGUACAUCCAGUAUUGGAAAUUCAGGUUCAGACUGUGUUUAUGAAAAGUACUACGGGGAAAUGCCGUGGCAAACUGAUGGAGAUCAAACGAUAAAAGAUUACUUGCCAAAAUGUGGAAACAAUAUUUCUGAUUUUGCUACAGAUGGAUUAUCAUCAGCAGGAUCUUUUCCUUAUGCUGCGGAUUUAGAGGGACUUAAACAAGACUGUGGGAUGCUACCUACAUCCUUUCUUGAGGACUACUCGGAUGUCAGUAGCUGUUCAGAUGCAGAUGUUGGUGAAUCAAGGCCCUCAUGUAAGUUCAUGUCAAGUGCUUCAGUUGUAAAAUCUACAACUGGUGUUACUACAAAACAAGACUCAUCCAAAUGGGUUUUUACUUCUACUAGAGAUAUGGCUUUUUCAGCUGACAGCCUGCGCCCCAGUAUGUCCGGUGAAAUUGUGUCAGGUCUGACAGAUGAUGAGGCAAAAGAAAAUGAAACUGAACUUUCAAAAGACAUUGAAAAGAAGUUGGAAACUCCAGGACAUGAUGGGUUUUCUGCCUCUGAUACAGUUACAAACACGAGUAGUGAGACUGUAGAAGGUGUUGAUGAUUAUCAACACUGGGAACAAAUGGAGGUAGAGCAGAAACAACAUACACAAGGAAAAGACUCUGAUCUUUCAUUAAGCACCAGUGAAAACUUGACUGAUGACAAACUAGUGAAAAUCUCAAGUAAAAAUGAGCAGAUCACAAAAGACGUUGAAAAGAAGUUGGAAAGUCCAGGACAUGAUGGGUUUUCUGCCUCUGAUACAGUUACAAACAUGGGUAGUGAGACUGUAGAGGGUGUUGAUGAUUAUCAACACUGGGAACAAAUGGAGCUGGAGCAGAAACAACAUACACAAGGAAAAGACUCUGAUCUUUCAUUAAGCACCAGUGAAAACUUGACUGAUGACAUACUAGAGAAAACCUCAAGUAAAAAUGAGCAGACCACUCUGACUGCUUCAAGUGUGUUUAACAAUGAACAAGAUGAUGUAGACACAAAGGAUGGAAGUGAAGACUUAAAAAGAGGAGAAUCAAAUGCAUUAGACACUGAGACCUUUGACGAACAGGAAAUUCUUACAACAGAUAAUGAAGAUAAAAAUACAAAAACAGAAUGCCAAGAUGCCUCUCAGUCUUCAGAUUCACCGGGCAUUUCAACUUCCCAAGUUGCAAUUUAUGAAUUGGCAAAAGAUAGUUGUCAGUUGGCUGAGAAUCAACCUUUCAAAACUAUACCUCCGGAUAAUGUAUGCAGUAGCCCUGUAAUCAGUGAUGAUUACAUUGGUGAUACUAAUGAUAAGAAUGAGCAGUGCACUCUUGAUGAUUCAAAAUCUAUCCAGGCAAAUGAUGGAAGUCCCCAUCAAGAAAAAGAAUUGUCAAAAACAGCAGAAAAGACAAAUACCACAUCUUCUUCAGAUCUAGGCUGUGGUCGCCCUUCCAGUACAAGUGACUCUAUUGUUACAGGCAACAAUAAUCAUCAAAGUGAGAGCUCAACCAGAGGCUUAGACCCCUGUCUAGAAAAAGAAUGGUCUCGUCCAGGAGAAAAAAUAAGUACCACUUCAGAUUGCUAUUCAGAUAGUGGUUUAGCUGGGACUGAUGGCAGCAUUUUCAUUGAAACUAAACACAACAAGGAGAGUACUGGUAAUCAUUCAGAGACCUGCUUGAAGCCAGAGAGUCCAUUCAUAGAAGUACCUUCCUGUCCUGAAAAGGAAUCAGCAAGUCUAGCAGGGAAUAAGCAGGUGACAAAUGCUACACCCUCCACAGAUCUAGAUUUGAGUAGUCCUGCUGGGGCUGGUGACAGUUUUUCUGUUGAUGCAAAUAAAUCGAAUGAGCAGAGUAUUUCACAUAAUUUAGCAUCCUGCUCACCGCUAGAUAGUGUGCAUAUAGACAAAUACCCUUGUCUUCAAAAGGAAGCUGAGAAUUCCCCUUCUCUAGAUCAAUCAUUACAUCAGAGUCCAGAAAAGACAACCUCCUCUCCAGAUCAACAGUCAUUGCAUCAAAGUGCCAUGAUCGUCAAACUAGAAAAUUGUAGUGGAAAUGUUGAUGACGAUGCAGGGGAGUCAUUUGAAGAGAUUGACACAGCUUCAAAUAAAGAGUCUGGGCUCGAUGUUCUGUAUAGUAAACCUCUGUCAGAUGAUGACUCUUCAUCUGAGAUGAAUGAAACAAUACUUGACCAGACCACAUUUAACUGCGAUGGCAUUAAACAUUCUGAAGGACAUGGAGCCCACCUUAAGUCCUCUAUGCAACUGCUAAAGCAAUUUCAUCCUGUUGUCAUAUUGAAAACAUCCCAGCCAGCAAAUGAAGUGAGUCAGUCUUAUUGUUGUGCAGAUUGCCAACACACUACACAAAAUGUAGAUGAUGUGAUUGAGCACCACCAUUCUCACCAUUCAGUGCACAGUUUUCAAUUUUGCAAGACUUGUAAUGUGUACUUGAUGAAUGAGGGAGCAGAAAAACAUUUGUGUGGUGUAACCGAUGAAGGUCUUCAGCUCUCUUCUGAUAGAGUACAGAUGAAAGGAAAACGCCUUGGCCGUCAUCGUUGUGUCAAGUGUAAUCUCAUAUUUUCAAAAUUACUGCAUUAUGUUAAGCAUAUGCGCACUCACACUGGCAAAACACCAUAUAGGUGUGGUGGAUGUGGAGAGUAUUUUUCACAAAAUGGUUGCCUGACACGACACAAGCGCAUACCUGGUCGAUGUAAAGGCCAAACACAGAAAGAUGAGAAUUCUGAUCCUGUUAUCAGUGACAUUAAAACACCAGAGACAGACCCUGCUCCAAUGACUUUGGCUGAAUGUUAUGUAAAGCUUAAUGACAUCUCCAAAACUCAUCUAUGUAGCAUUUGUGGAAAAUGCUUCUUGACUGCCAAGCAAGCUAAAAAGCAUUCAUACAAGCACAAGAUUUUGGCUUUUUCCCCAAAGCAACCCAUUGCAACUGAAGAGAAAACGCUAAAAGUAGAACAUAAAGCAAAGGAGAAAUAUCAAUGUCCCCUCUGCCCUCGGCUUUUCAAGUACUCCUACAACAGGUGUCGACAUUUGCGUGACUGUGUCAGAGAGGCAACAUAUGGGGGCAAGAAUAAAGUUGCCGGCAAAUAUCAGUGUCCUUUGUGCCGUGCUACCUUCACUGUGCCAUCCAACAGAUACAGACAUAUUAAAAAUAUUUGCCUCAAACAAUAUAUAGGUCAGCUUGCAAAAGGGAGGAUAGAAUCAACUCAAAAGGGUGAACAGGCAAAUGCAAUGAUAAAAAGGCCUAAAAAAGAAUCAUCUAAUGAACAGAAAACAAAGUCAAAGGUAAAUGAUCCAAAUAACCAAGCCCCUGUAACCUUAAAAGCCCGUCACUCUGUGUCACGGUACAAAUGCAGUGUCUGUCCAGCAGUCUUCUGUCAUCCGUCUGGUAAAUACAGACAUAUGAAGAAACAUAAAAUGUUUGAACUCACUGGCAAAAUGGUCAAGUACAGGAAUUCAGUUUUUUCCAUCAGGCCCCCACCAACAAAUUUGAACAAAUGUACAGAGGUCGAAGAGAGUAAAGAUAACAUAACUGAAGAAAAACAGAGUACAUCCUUUAGUUGUCACUUCUGCGGAAAAGAUUUUUGCACAUCAGAGUCAUUGAAGAAACACGAGUACAGUCACCGAGGGGAAAAACCAUACAAAUGUCUGGAAUGUGGAAAAGGAUUCAAAAGACAUUCAUAUCUGAUGAGUCAUAAAAUCACCCACCAAAGGAGGAUUCAGUGCACUGUUUGCAGAAAGAUUCUUCCAACUGUUGGAGAACUACUUCAGCACAGACGGUCUCAUACCAAAAGAGGAAUGCUUCAAUGCCCAGACUGUCCACAGCAGUUCCAGUAUCCUGUAUAUCUCCUUAGACAUUUGGCCACCCACAAAAAUAAAGAGGACCCACCUCAGCCUGAGGAAAGUUCUCCUGUAAAUCCCCAAAACACCUUGGAUUCCGAGGAAGAACAUGGUGAAUCGAAGCAGUUGCAGUGCUCAUUGUGCAAAGAGGUUUUUGAUGAUCCCCAUAUACUAAGAAAACAUUGUCUUACACACAUAUCUGGGUCCUCUCGAUGCCAGUGUCCAUUUUGCAAUCAAAACUUCAAUAGUCGUCGCUAUUUGCUGCGCCACAUGUUAAUACAUACUGGAGACAAAUCCUAUUCCUGCACCAACUGUGGAAAACAGUUUUACCGUGAUUUGUACCUGAGACUACAUCGUGAAAAAUGUAUGCCUACUCGAACCACAAAUCUUGCCACUGCGCCACAAUUAGUCCACUGUGGCGAGAAGACUAAAAAGAGGCCAUACCUGUGUACCAUUUGUCCACGGUCAUUUUGUAAGAAAAUCCGUCUUAAAAAUCAUCUUAUCGCCCACAAGAAGAAUUCCCUACUACUAUGCACAAAAUGUGGGCAGUACUUUGGAAGUCAAAAACUAGGUCAGCAUCAAAAGAACUGUGUACAGACAUCAGACAACACUGUUUCAUCAUCAGCUGUUGGUGAAGUUAGAGCAAGACCCUCACAGACAAGGCUCAUUGUCCACAAAAGGCCUUUACAGCCAAACUCAACAAAGAUGCUUAACUUUAAAUGCACACACUGUUCACAGAAGUUCAGGUUCAAAUCAAUAUACCUGAGACAUCUUGUUUCUCACACUGGGUUGCAACCAUACCCAUGUAUGCACUGUGGACACAGAUAUCCCAGUAAGUCAACGUGUUUGCAGCAUGAAGCUUUUUGUGAUGGAGUUAACAAAGAGGAGUUAUCAAAAGAAAAAAGGGAUGCAGCAACAAUAUUGCCCAGUAUGCCCACACUUGAAAAGGUGUCACAGGUGUCCCGAGGUGUAGGUGAAACGGAGUACAAGUGCAAAUUCUGUACUAAAACUUUCGUCAAACCACGAAGCCUGAGACGUCACAUUUUGACACAUAAUGAAGUGAAGCCUUAUCGUUGUAAAGCUUGUGACAGCUGCUUUUCAAGGUACGAUCAUCUGAAAGUACAUCAGAACCAUUGUAAAGGGAAAAGGCAGCGACUGGAAGUUUGUAUCCCAAAAAUUAGUUUUGAUGAUGUUGGCACAGGUUGGCAAAGUAAGUUUGGCAGUGAUCCUGUUGCAAGGCAGCAGUCAUUUGACUGCAAAGAGUGUGGAAGGAGCUUUCCAAGUGAUUCUAAACUUAACAGACAUAAUACCAUGUUCCAUACUGUGAAAUUAUUUAAAUGUGUACGAUGUGGCAUGUCUUUUGCUCAUGAAAAAUCUCUUAAAAGGCACAAAAAGAUAAUACAAUGCAAAAGGGUCGCCAAUGUCACAAAUGAAAUCACUCCACAAAGAGAAACGGUGGCAAAUACAAUUCAUGAGAAUGGAAGUAACAUUUUACAGAGGAUCCAGCCUAGUUUUAAUAAAAAGUACAAAUAUGUCUGUAGCUUUUGCCCCCGCAAUUUUAAAAACUCAUGGCAAUUAAAAGUCCAUAUCCGCCUGCACACAGGAGAAAAGCCAUAUGCCUGCAAUUACUGUGGUGAGAAAUUUAUAAGGAACGAUUACGUACAGCGUCACCUUGCUAAGUGCACCAAGGUAGGACAGCAAAAUACAGUGCUUUGUGACAAAUGUGGAGGAUUUUUUCCUAAAGCCAUUCUUGCAGAUCACAAAAAAAAUUGCACUUUAAAAGCAAGCCCCUCGAAGCCAACUGUCUCCCAAACCCAGCUGUCGUCCUCCAAAAGUCCACCAAAUGGCUUUUCAUGUGCAUACUGUACAUCACAUUUUUUGCUGUUUUCACAGCUUCAGGAGCAUUUUUUGAAUGCCCAUAGGCCAGAAACAGUGGUUGAACCAGUAUCUAGUGUCCCUCUACAGGAUCAUUUGUCAAAUAUCCCAAACAUUAAAGAAGAGCCAGUGGAUGACACCUAUGAUGAUCGCUUCAGUGAUGGAGCUAAUUUAACCUGUAAGCUUACUCUUGAUGGGGAGAGUCCAAAAUUAUUUUCCUGCCAAGAAUGCAACAUGUCAUUUGCAAGUAAGGCUGGACUAGUGGGUCAUCAGCGUGUUCAUACAAGCAAACCCCCUUUUAUCUGCAAGACCUGCAAGAGAGGCUUCUGGAACAAAUUUUUGCUCCGUAAUCACUAUAGGAAAUGUAGAAGAAAGGCAUCAGAGCCAAAAGCUACCGAGCCAGAGGAAAGCCCUCUAAAAGCAAAGAUUGACUUUGCACUAAAUGACUCAGUUGACACUGAAGUAUUGCAAGCUGACUUAUCCUCUGCUGAUGACUCUGCAGAAGAACAUUUAGAGACCCCAGAAGAAAAUGAAGUGCAAAACAGCUCAUGUGAAGAGAAAAAAACUGUGCAGUAUCAAUGUUCAGAAUGUGAAAUGAGUUUCACAGAUGGCUUAUUGCUCAUUAGUCACCUUGAAGAUCAUGGAAGGGAAGAAGAGGCAAAAAGGCGAAAUACAUGUCCAAAGUGUGGCCGAGUGUGCAGCAGUCAAUUAAAACUUGAAAAACACAUGAAGUUGCAUGGGAUUGAUAAAAAAAUCCCUUGUCCUGACUGCUCAAGCAUGUUUUUCACCAAGGCUGAGCUUGAAAUCCACAGAACAUGUCAUGACCCAAACAGACCUUAUGCUUGCAAACUGUGCAAUCAGAGGUUUUGGACAAGACCAUCUUUAUGUAAUCAUUACGGUGAAGAACAUCCAAAGGACAUUUUUACUUGUCGUUUUUGUAAGAAGAUCUAUACAGUCAAAAAAUCACUGUCAAGACAUUAUAAAAAAUGGCAUCUAAAAGAGCAGAAGGAUCUUGAAUAUGCUGUUCAAGAAAAGAGCAAUCCUGCUAAACAGUCAACUCAAGCCAGUACAAAUGAUGAGGAUAAUAAAAAGAAGGAUAAUGUCAAUGAGGAUAGUGACUCUGACUCUGCUCCAUACUUUCCUUGCCAUGUUUGCGGCAAAACAUUCCCAACAUCAGAAAGUCUUGAAGAUCAUCAGAGAUGCCACCUUGGAGAAAAACCACAUGAGUGUGCAGAAUGUGGAAAAUGUUUUUACCAGGCAUCCCAGCUACAGCAACACGAGCGCACGCAUCAGUCCGAAUAUCAGUGUCAAGCAUGUGGUAGAGGAUUUGUUUCUCUUUUUGCACUGCGUAAGCAUAAACAUACACAUGGGAAGAGCCGUCCGUAUCGUUGUUCUAAGUGUAACCUCAGUUUCACAGGACCCUCAGCAUUAGCAGAACACAUGUCUACCCACAGUGAGGAGAACUUUCCAUGUGACAUGUGCGAUCAUGUUUUUCACUCCAAGAGUAGUAGAGCAGAGCAUCGGAAGAAUCACUCUCAACCCAAGUCAGGUGACAGUACCCAACCUGAAGACCGUGAGAAGUCUGCUCCAUUUUCUGAAAGCUCAGUAGCAGUCUUGAAAGAAUUUAAAUAUCGCUGUGGUGUCUGUUACAACCGUUUCAGAGAUCCUGAAGAGCUUUCAGAGCAUGGCUGUAUGGCAGACAAAGAACGACCAUACUCAUGCUCAGAUUGCAAUAAAUAUUUUUUGCAUGCCUCUCAUCUAAAAAAACACAGGAAUACCCACCAUCAGACAUGGUCCCGCAGUGAAUAUCAAUGCAAUCACUGCAACAGCAGUUUUUCUUCUUCUCAGCAUUUCCUCAGCCACCUAAAGGACCUUAAUGUUGAAGCAGCAGCCAACACUAAACAUAACACUGAAGAUGAAAUUUUUAUCUGUCCUGUUUGUCAUCAGUGUUUUGCAAGUGUUGCUGAAUUAAUAUAUCAUUUCCCCAUGCAUCCUGAUGACACAUUUGAAUGCAAACUUUGCCAAAUGACAUUUUCCUCUAAAAGGUCACUUAAAGACCAUGAACGCUGUCAUCUUACAGCAGCUACUGAAUUUGAAUGUGCGGAGUGCAAUCAGAGAUUUUUAGGAAGUGAUGCCUUUCGCCAGCACAACUGUUGCCGCCAUCGUGUAGUUACAAAAACUGACCAAAUUCAAUCAAAUUCAUCAUGCAAAGCUUACUCUGCAAAUGAUCAUCCAUUGUUUGGAGAUGAGGAAGAGGUUGAUGUUACUGGAGAGGAAUUGUAUAUUUGUCCCCAUUGCUCAAUGGAGUUCUAUUCUAAAAGUAGUCUCUUAGAACAUCAAAACAAACAACAUCCAGAUGAGAAACCCUUUAAAUGUGAGGAUUGUGGGAAAACAUUUGCUCUUAAAAAGUACCUAAAUGAGCACAUGCGUAGACAUCGUCAAAAAUGGGCUUCCCAGGCCACAUCCCAGUUUGUCCAAAACCAAUUUAAUUGUACCCAUUGCCGCACUAAAUUUGACACAGCACAGGACCUGUCUAUUCAUAUGAGACUACAUGCUGAAAAAGAAGGUGGAGACUAUCGAUGCGAUAUGUGCUAUAAGUCCUUCCGUCAGUUGUCUCUACUUAAACUCCACCAAGAGAGUCAUGUCGGUCAAGUAGUAUAUGAGUGCACAGAAUGUGAAAAGGCCUUUGCUUUUCCUCAUCUACUGGAGGAACAUCAGCAAACUCAUGCUGGGUCAUCUGCAUAGUGAUUGUAUGAAACAAUCCAUUUUGUUUUUCUUUAUUCCUAUGGAUUAUUCAAACUAAUGGAGUAUAUUAGUUUCCUGCUAUGCCUUAUACCUAACUGUACCUCAACUUGUAAUCCACUUUGGUCACUCAAUUUCUGUUUUUGACCCUUGUCAAAGACUUAUGUUUGUCUGUCAGACAGCAUUCUUCUUCAGUUUAUGAUGACUUGUAUAUAUUUUUAGUUCUAGAGCUGAAUUUUGUAAACAGUAAAAUAGGGAAAUAUUGUCUUUGUUCAAAUUCUCGAAAUUGUAUAAAACUGUAAACUAACAUGACAAAUGCAGACAGAGCAUGGUGGGAUACAAUGUUGAAAUGUCAUAGAGGAAUUGUAUUUUUUUUUUUUAAAUUCAUGAUGAUUUUUUAUGUUUAUUUUAUUUUAUUUUUACAGUUUUUAGUACAGUUAUGUUGAUAAUUGUCUUUACACAAAUUGUCCCAGUAUGUAUUUUCUAUGCUAUGAGUGUUAUUGUACUGUAGAUAAAUUUGGUAUUUUCAUUUGACAUGUUUGUUAGGGCCUGCAUAUUUUUUGAUAUCAAACUACCUUGUAGAGAUGUUGAACUUGUAUAUUAUUUCCACAACCCAAGGGUGUUACAUUUCUUACAAAAGUUCAUUUGAUCUGUCAAAUACUGAGUAAAUACUACUGUAAAAUCUG